UAUUGCUUUGUGGGCGAUUUGAAUGAUUCUUACUACGGAACCGUCAAUCGGAUCUGUCAACUAUUUAUUUUCCCCUAUUUUUUAUAACACAGUGGUAUCUGGCCAGAGAGAAAAAAAGAUUGCAGCCUUGUGUUGCUGUCCUCUACGUUUGUUGAGUUAGGCUUUUCUGAAGGCUUCCCGAUUAUCCUGGCCAAUCAAUGACUAGAGUGAGUAAACACAAUGCCCAGAAGAUUUGCAGCUGGUGAUGCAGUGAUGGCCAAGUGGCCAGGCAGCAAUCUAUGGUUCAAAUCUAAGAUCCUGAGUGUAAAUGAUGAUGGGUAUGAAGUCAAAUACGAAGAUGGUACAGUAGAAGAAAUCCCAUCCACUGAUGUCAAGUUGGAAUCCUUCUUUAGAACGAGGUCACGCUCCAGGUCAAGGUCACCGGGCAGAAGACGGUCCCGGUCACCAGCACGCAAAUCAUCCCCUUCCAGGACACAACAGAAGAAGUCUAGGAGUCCAGCAAGGAAGCCAGAGAAGAAAGAGGUAGUAGAAACACCAGUAUCAAGAACACAAGAGAAAAGAACAGAAUCAAAAAUCUCCAGAGUUGUCGGUAAUCUGACAUUUCGGAGUCCAUUUAAAAAAACUGCAAAGACACAGACAGUGAUCAAGACUGAGCAACAUACAUACACAACCAGAGCACAGACAAGAUCAGGCAAACAACAGCUAGAAAUACCUGCAGAGAUGAAGUCAGGAAGAGUUCCUAAAACCACACACUAUGAAUUUGGAGGUCCAAUAGGUACCUUCUUCAUGAUCCUUGGUAUACCAUUGACAGUGUAUUACCUGUAUUUCACAUGUCAACCAUCAGGAUGUCAGCUAUCCUACAAACCACCAAUCUCACUUGAUUGGAGGGAUUACUAUGAUCAGGAAGCCUAUCUAUUCUUUAUUGGAUGGUUUUUCUUCCAAGUCAUCCUUGCUCUCCUUCCAGUUGGCAAGAUUGUACAAGGUCAGCCUUUGAGAUCAGGAAGGAGACUGAGCUACAGGACUAAUGGCUUGUUUGCUCUGGUUGUGACAUGUGCAACCUUUGGAGCCAUGGUCUACUACAAGUGUCCUGUGACUUUGCUUGUGGAUAAGAUCCUACCUUUGAUGACAGCAGCUACACUCUUCUCUGUCUUCCUCAGUCUCUUCCUGUACAUCAAGGCCAGGAGAGGACCCAACAGUGCUCUUGCAGCAGGAGGAAACUCUGGCAAUUUCUUCUAUGACUUCUUUAUGGGUCAUGAGCUGAACCCUCGCUUUGGAAGCCUCGACCUCAAGUUCUUCUGUGAGCUACGUCCUGGACUGUUUCUUUGGGCUCUGAUCAAUAUGGCAUGCUUGAUGAAGGUGUGGACUGAAUUCCCUGACAAUCCUCCAUGGAACCUCAUCUUGGUCUGUGUCUUCCAGUUCCUCUAUGUCUUUGAUGCUUUGCUUUAUGAGUCUGCCAUCCUGACUACAAUGGACAUCAUCCAAGAUGGCUUUGGAUUCAUGCUUGUCUUUGGUGAUUUGACCUGGGUACCAUUCACAUACACUCUUCAAGCUCGCUUCUUAGCUGAUCACCCACCUGCCUUCCCAGAUUAUUGCCUCAUCCCAGUGGCUUUGCUCUUCUCCCUUGGAUACUUCAUCUUCCGUAUGUCCAACAGUCAGAAGAAUUCUUACAGACAAAACCCAUAUGGAAAGAGUGUUGCAGGUCUACAGACGAUUCCAACAGAUACAGGCAAGAGGUUGUUGGUAUCAGGAUGGUGGGGCUUUGUACGUAAACCUAACUAUCUGGGUGAUCUUCUCAUGGCAUUAUCAUGGUCACUGUGCACAGGUUUUGUAAGCAUCGUGCCAUACUUCUACCCCAUCUAUUUCUUCAUCCUCCUUGUUCAUCGAGAACGACGUGAUGAUGCAUCCUGCCGGCAGAAGUAUGGAGGAGCUUGGACCAAGUAUUGUGCUACCGUCAAGUACAGGAUGAUUCCUUACAUUUACUAGACAAUCUCUCUCUCUCAGAGCCUCAUUCCAGCCAUAAGACGUUGGUGCUUAGCCAUUGAAGUGUGAUUGUUUUUUGUUGUUUUUUAGCUACUCAAAAUUGUGGAUGCAUUCCUUUCUCUACUCCAAGCCUUGCUGCACUGGUUGGAUUUUAGUAACUACCUACUCAGGAUAUGACACAUUCAUCCAUUUUAUGAUGCUAAACAUUAAGGAUAGUUCUCUCAUGCUGAUUGAUAAAAUGAACUUUCAGUAAGAAAUCAUAGGAGAGAAAGAUAAAUGUAGUUUUCAUUAAGCCCUGGCCUAUUACAGUCAAAUUCAUCUUGAUUGCCAACCAAACCAGUGUUCAUGUAUUAUUUACAUUUGACUUGCUUGUAAUUGAAAUGUUUAUGCAACAAGACCCUACCUUCAAAUAAUUCACUCUCUUUAUGAGGUAAUUUUUUACCGUAUUCAGGAGUGUUUAUUUUCAUAGAACAGUGUUUGGAAACCAUUCCAUUUUUUCUGAAUACCUGAUGCUGUAUUGUGGUUUCUAGAAUGUCAGUUAACAUAAUGCAAAUUAGAUUUGCAAAGCUAGAAAAAAAUAUAUAUAUAUACAUCACUAUGCUAGAAUCUCUGGACAGCAAGUCAUAAAACCAUCCCAGUACAUAUCAUUGAGCGGUUUUCUUUUUAUUUCUUUUCUGUUUUUUUUUCUCCUUAUAGUUCAAUGUAGAUUAAUUCAGUACAUCUCAAUUGAUCACAUUCACAGAAGAUAUGAGAAUGCACCACCCCAGUGUAAAGAAUGUAAAUAUGUACAGUACUUUUAUUGUGCCCAUUCCAAAGAUUAUGCAGAUAAGCUGUUAAAUGCAAAUUUAAAAGUCAAAUGGUUCCUUUUUAAACCAUGACUUAAUCAGUAUUUCUUCAAUUGGUUAAGUGUCGUAAUUGUGCAUUCCUUGUUAAAAAAUGAAUGUCUGAACUGAGUUAUGAUAGAUUAGUAAGUGCAGAUAAUGCUUAUGAUUAUAUUUUGGUUAUGGUAAUUUAAACUAAAUACAGGUGAAUCUGCCCAAGUGAAAUAUCUGGAUCUUAUGCAAGAGAAUUGCACACAAAAAUAUAAACUAUGUGUAUGUAGCCUUUGCUCAAAUGUAUUUAUUGAAUGCACUGUAGAUGGCUUCCAACAAAUUCAUUUCAGAGUGUGUGAUGUGCACAUAAUAUUACUCUAUUUUGAGGUGCCAUAUGAACAUUGAAUUGCUGUUGGUUUGUAUUUCAUGCUAUUUGCCAGUAUAUUGUUUGUUUGUUAUCAAUAUGCAUGUCUAAUGUCAUUAUUAACCUGAUAAUAAUAGUUUAUCAGAACUUGAAACUUAUCCACCUUAUUCUUUUCAUCAGAAUUUAGAAUACUUUCAUUCAUUUUAGCCAAACAUUUGAUUUCUUUUAGAGUAAAUGUUCAAAGCUGCUAUAUGUAUAUUGCCUAAGAACAGUAUGAGCCAAGUAUGCCUUGAAUUACAAACAAAAUAAUAAUUACAAAACUGAAAUAUUUAUCAAUGACAGUACAAAUGAACUUCUGGUAGGUAUUGAAAUGAACUAUUUGGCAAUACACUAUACAAUUGAUUCUUCUGAAUCAACUUUUAUUAGACAUUCAUUACAAGUGAACGGGCUAUGUACAUACAAUUCUUGUAAAUAGAGAUUGUGUAAAUAUAUUUGUACAAUUUAAAUGGACAUUCUGUGAAUCUGGUGAAAUGCAUUUAUUUUACUACUUUUAUCUUGUAUUCAUUCAGGGACGUAAAAUGCAUAGAUUCAUUUAUGACUCUAAUAGAAUCCUUAUAAUUAUUAUUCAAUAGAAUUCCUUGUCUCUUGAUAUUUUUCCAAUUGAUUUUGAUAAAUGUCAUGUCUUUUGUUAACAUUAUUUAUGUGUCUAAGCACUAAUGAUUGUUUAAAUAAGCUUGUCAAUUACCUACUUUGUAUGCAAGAAAAAGUAGUUCAAUAACAACAUAUGGACUUAACAUGGUUUUCAUGAAAUCAAUUCUUUGGUAAAUGGUAAUAUACAUUUUCAGUGUGUUUUAUCAAUGCAUUUUCCCCCUUUUUUAUUUUUAUUUUUGGUUUCCUCAUGAAUAAAGACACAAGAUGUAUCAACAGACCUGUAAUGUACAUUGUAUGAAAUUAUAAUGGCAUUGUGGUAAAUAAAUGUGUGACUUAGUUUUAAA
This is a messenger RNA of Lytechinus variegatus (green sea urchin), 4151 nucleotides long. Its product is annotated as delta(14)-sterol reductase TM7SF2-like. The record is from RefSeq and is a predicted model, not a curated record. NCBI's taxonomy places the organism in Eukaryota, Metazoa, Echinodermata, Echinoidea, Temnopleuroida, Toxopneustidae. The coding region runs from base 220 to 1983 and encodes 587 amino acids. The transcript has 15 exons. Gene Ontology annotation, molecular function: oxidoreductase activity, acting on the CH-CH group of donors, NAD or NADP as acceptor. Gene Ontology annotation, biological process: sterol biosynthetic process. Gene Ontology annotation, cellular component: endoplasmic reticulum membrane; nuclear inner membrane.